Molecule: messenger RNA, 1431 nt
Organism: Tigriopus californicus
Lineage: Eukaryota; Metazoa; Arthropoda; Copepoda; Harpacticoida; Harpacticidae
Exons: 3
Coding region: 272-922 (216 amino acids)
Source: RefSeq, a predicted model, not a curated record
UCUGUAGUUUCAUUCCAUGCCUUGGUAGUGUUGGAGUGCAUUUUGAGUACCAACCCAACAUUUAAUCACAAUCGUUAGGUUUCGUUAUUUUGUUCUCUUGGUACUUCAGAAGUGAGUGUAUGAGACCUUGAUCCGUGGGAUCACGUUAGGGCUUAUCGAUAUCUCUUAGGGGAUGUUUGACCACAAGUUACGAGUGUGUCUGUCGCGUUUGUUACUCUUCACCCAAAGGUUUAUUUAGAUUGACGAAGUUCAUUCAACGCCAAGUUGAAAAAUGGCGACCAAUGGGAGGAAGCAAAGUUCACCCGGGAUCGAUGAGAUUCGGCAGCUGUUUUUGGCCGUGAAACAUUCCGAAAAGGACAUCGAUGCCGUGGAGAAGCGCCUCCAGAACAGCCAAAUCCGGAAUAUCAAGACCAAGUCGUACAAAUUUCGCGAAGAGGAGGUGUCCAAGAGUCAUUUUAUUGACAAGCUCAACGAGUUCAUCCGGGAUGAACUCAUCACCAGUGCCAACAAAGCCACCGUUCUGGCAAUGGGAGAAUCCGAACGAACCAUGGAGGAAGUUCUUCCCAGAGAGGAUCGAUUUGGCUAUUUGGCCGCUGUGGAUAUCAAGGGACGAAUGGAUUAUGUACUGAUUGUGGUGGAGUCCACUUAUGACGUGAAACCCACACUCUGUAGUUGCUGUUUACCCUCCAGGCAGAGACAAAUCAAGAAGGAUUAUGAGAACGCUAUCAUGAUCAAUCACAUGCGAAACAAGAUUUUCGAGGAACUCAAAAUUGAAGGCCUAACCACCAGAGGGCAGCACCACAAAAAGGAUCGUUUCCGGACGCGAACCUCCAAAGAUGAGACGGCCAAUGCGCUUAUUGAAGAGGAAACUCGGGACCAAAAUCGAAAUACCAAGAAACAAGAGCAGACUGAAGAACUGUAGAUUAACCCGCGAAAUGAUCACUCAUGCUGGCCAGCCGUCAUCGCGCUCGACUCACUCAAGGAAAAUGUUUUUUAAAGAUUGUCACAGCUUUUAAGCUAUGUGACUUAUGUCUUCAUAUUGAUACCGUGUAUCAUCAUCACCACUCUUACUUGUAUAGCCUUGAUCUGAUCAUCUUUCAGGAUCAUACUCAAGAUCAACUUGGCUUUUUCUUUCUACUCACCCAUGCCCCACCUCCAUUCAUUCUGACCAGUAUUCUAUGUACAUCUACAUCAUGCGAUGUCUUUUCAGUUUCAGACUCAUAUAAUCGGAAGAGACCUUUUGUAAGUUGAGUGUUGGUUCCUUUUUAUGGCCUUCGCCGUCAUCCAUGUAAUGAAUGUUAUCUAAGUGAAGCAUGUUUGAUAACCGUGCGCUGGAUAUUUCCUCAAGUCACCUGCAUUGUCAACUAAUGAUAUACCCGACCAAGACAUGUUGACCAUAUGUGUACGAAAUAUACUCGCAUGGCACAGUAA